AUGUUUGUAAUAGUACCUCCACAAAUGAACGCAAUCGUUAGCACUACCGUUUUAGUAAUUUGUCUCUUACCAGCCUUCUCUCUUGCAGACUCUGGUGAGAUUACACCCAGACCACUUUCUGCCGUCAAACGAUUGGGACUCGCCACGCAUGUUUCGGCAAAAAAUCCAAAUUUUUUGAGGUAUUUUGGCACGAACGAUGAGCUGGAGGCUAUUUGGAAUAAAGCGAUACAAGGAGCUCAAAUAAUGGAUGGGCUUGAGUCGAACAAAAUCCCGAACUGCGCAUUAUUGCCAAUGGGAUGCAGAAUUGGUGAUCGGUCACCAUUGUGGAGGAACAAGAACUUAAAGAAAAAUCUGCUCAGUUGGAAUUCAUUCCUUAACUAAGUGGAAAUAAAGCUCUGUUUGAGUUAGUUAUUCUUGCAAGAUUGAAAAUUUAGAUUUUUUCGUAUCACUGUCAUAAGUUACAACCAUUAUCGCAGUUCAAAUCUCCAUGAAUAAAAGUUAGUUAUUGUUAGACAUAGUUUUUUAUAAUGCUUGAUUGGCUUUUCCACUUACUUCCUCUAAUCAUUCUCUUCAAGAAUCUGUUCAGAAAAUCAGCUCUAAAAACACUAACAAAACCUAAGUCAUGCUUGCUGAUUGCAGAAUUUACUUCUGUGCAGAUGCACCUUUUUGUGCAAGAACG
Cylicocyclus nassatus is the source of this 679-nucleotide messenger RNA. The record is from the annotation of a GenBank genome assembly. NCBI's taxonomy places the organism in Eukaryota, Metazoa, Nematoda, Chromadorea, Rhabditida, Strongylidae.